This is a messenger RNA of Mesocricetus auratus (golden hamster), 3538 nucleotides long. RefSeq names its product transmembrane protein 63A (gene Tmem63a). NCBI's taxonomy places the organism in Eukaryota, Metazoa, Chordata, Mammalia, Rodentia, Cricetidae. The transcript has 23 exons. Gene Ontology annotation, molecular function: nucleic acid binding; calcium-activated cation channel activity. The record is from RefSeq and is a predicted model, not a curated record. Gene Ontology annotation, cellular component: plasma membrane. Bases 367 to 2784 code for a protein of 805 amino acids.
AGGUCUACCGUGCUCCGUGCUUCCCCGCACUGCGCCCCAACUGGGCCAGCUUAUGAAGUUCCUGGGGACAUUCAAUCCCACAUCACGAACGUUUGCAGAUACUCUCCAGCGCCGCGGCCAUCCUAGGUUUGGCCCAGUGUCCUCUCAUUGGGGAUGUACGGGGACACAAAGGAAAGACAGUCCGGAGACGUCCUCUCCCGGCCUUGUGGGCCUUAGCCGGUCUGAUCCCGCGCGUAGACCUCGGCGACGACGGCCACGCGUGGACCAGGGUUAGAGAGCCACAGACGGGCUCACUGCCCAGCACGCAGUCUUCGCGGUCCAGCUGGCGCCGGCGCGGGCGAAGAGUCCAAAUAAGGGAGAGAAGCCAUGAUGACCAGCUCCCCAUUCCUGGAUCCCUGGCAGUCCAAGGCCGUGUCCAUCCGUGGGAGCCUGGGCCUUGGGGACCAUCCCAAUGACUCCUACUGCUACAGCUCAGCCAAAAACAGCACUGUACUUCAGGGGGUCACCUUCGGAGGUGUCCCCACUGUCCUGCUCAUAGAUGUCAUCUGCUUUCUGUUUUUAGUCCUUGUAUUUUCCAUCAUAAGGAGAAGAUUCUGGGAUUAUGGCCGCAUAGCACUGGUAUCAGAAGCAGGCAGUGAAGCCAGAUUCCAGAGGUCAUCAUCUUCUUCCUCAGGGCAACAAGACUUUGAAAAUGAACUGGGAUGCUGCCCUUGGCUGACUGCCAUCUUCCGCCUGCAUGACGACCAGAUCCUGGAGUGGUGUGGCGAGGACGCCAUCCACUACCUGUCCUUCCAGAGACACAUCAUCUUCCUGCUGGUGGUGGUCAGCUUCUUGUCCCUGUGUGUCAUCUUGCCUGUCAACCUCUCAGGAGACUUGCUGGAUAAAGACCCUUACAGCUUUGGGAGGACAACAAUAGCAAACCUGCAGACCAACAAUGACCUCCUUUGGCUGCACACCGUCUUCUCCGUCAUCUACCUCCUCCUCACUGUGGCCUUUAUGUGGCACCACACACGGUCCAUCAGAUACAAAGAAGAGAGCCUGGUGAGACAGACGCUGUUCAUCACAGGACUCCCCAGAGAAGCCAGAAAGGAGGCUGUGGAGAGCCAUUUCCGGGAUGCGUAUCCCACGUGUGAGGUGAUGGAUGUCCAGCUGUGCUACAGCGUGGCUAAGCUGAUGGACCUGUGCAGGGAGAGGAGGAAGGUGGAGAAGAGCCUCGCCUAUUAUACAAACCUGCAGGCGAAGACGGGCAGACUGACCCUCAUCAACCCCAAGACUUGUGGCCAGUUCUGCUGCUGCCAAGUGCGGGGCUGUGAGCCGGAAGAUGCUGUCUCUUAUUACACCCAAAUGAAUGACAGUCUGCUGGAGAGGAUUACAGCUGAGGAGUGCCGGGUCCAGGACCAGCCCCUAGGCAUGGCCUUUGUCACCUUCCGUGAGAAGUCCAUGGCUACUUUCAUCCUGAAAGACUUCAACGCCUGCAAGUGCCAGGGCCUCUGGUGCAAAGGUGAGCCCCAGCCGUCCUCCUAUAGCAGAGAGCUCUGUGUCUCCAAGUGGACUGUCAGCUUCGCCUCGUACCCUGAGGACAUCUGCUGGAAGAACCUCUCCAUCCAGGGUGUCCGCUGGUGGCUCCAGUGGCUGGGCGUCAACUUCAUUCUGUUUGUGGUGCUGUUUUUCCUGACCACACCCUCCAUCAUUAUUUCUACCAUGGACAAGUUUAAUGUCACCAAACCCAUCCAUGCGCUCAAUAACCCUGUCAUCAGCCAGUUUUUCCCCACCCUCCUGCUCUGGUCCUUCUCGGCCCUGCUGCCAUCUGUGGUCUACUACUCCACGUUGCUGGAGUCUCACUGGACGAGGUCGGGAGAAAACCAGAUCAUGGUGUCAAAGGUCUACAUAUUCUUGAUCUUCAUGGUACUGAUCCUGCCCUCCCUCGGCCUGACGAGCCUGGACUUCUUCUUCCGGUGGCUCUUCGACAAAACUUCCUCAGAUGGCUCCAUCAGGCUAGAGUGUGUCUUCCUGCCAGACCAGGGCGCCUUCUUUGUGAACUAUGUCAUCGCCUCAGCCUUCAUUGGCAGCGGCAUGGAGCUGCUGCGGCUGCCCGGCCUCAUCCUCUACACCUUCCGCAUGAUCAUGGCCAAGACAGCCGCUGACCGCAGGAAUGUUAAGCAGAACCAGGCCUUUGAGUACGAGUUUGGAGCCAUGUAUGCAUGGAUGCUGUGUGUCUUCACUGUCAUCAUGGCUUACAGCAUCACUUGCCCCAUUAUUGUGCCAUUUGGCCUCAUCUACAUCCUGCUCAAGCAUAUGGUGGACCGGCACAACCUGUACUUCGCUUACCUCCCGGCCAAGCUGGAGAAAAGGAUCCACUUUGCUGCUGUGAACCAGGCCCUGGCUGCCCCCAUCCUCUGCCUCUUCUGGCUUUUCUUUUUCUCCUUCCUCCGUCUGGGUCUGAAGGCCCCCGCCACUCUGUUCACCUUCCUGGUGGUGCUGCUCACCAUUCUGGCCUGCCUGCUCUACACCUGCUUUGGAUGCUUCAAGCACCUGAGUCCGUGGAACUACAAGACGGAAGAAUCAGCCGGUGACAAAGGAAGCGAAGCAGAGGUCCACGUGCCCCCACCGUUCACACCCUAUGUGCCUCGGAUUCUGAAUGGCUUGGCCUCUGAGAGGACGGCUUUAUCCCCGCAGCAGCAGCAGACCUACGGUGCCAUCCGUCACAUCAGUGGGACUCUUCCUGGGCAGCUCGUGGCUCAGAACCCUAGCGACAGUGUGGCCAGUAUCUACCAGGAAUCCUGAGAGCGGGCAAGCUGCUGGUCGGGCAGGCUCAGGGCACUCAGGAGGACUGAGCGACAGAAGGGAUUGGGGCCCAGAUAGGCUCUUGAGUUCUUUCCUGUUUUGAAGCUCCUGUCUUGUGAGAAGAAGGUAACUAGUGGGUCAUGGGGGCUCAGGUCCUUGGCUGAGGGUGUACCGUGUGGCUGCUGUCCCUAAGAGCCAUCUGCAGGCUGCUUUUCUGGUUCUAGCGUGGGGAACACCUGCGGCUCCCGCCCUCGUGUGGCCAUAUGAGGCUAUGCACAUUCCUUCCAUUCACUUGGCAAGGGCACGGCUCUGUAGGUGGGAUGAUGUUCUUGUGGUUUGUAGACAAGAUCACGUGUUGGAAUUUUGCCCGAGGCUAAUCAGAGUUGAAGACUAUCAGUUGAUGGGGAGGUGUGUCCAGGAAAGCCCAGGAACGAACACUGCUUAGCCUUCUGCAAGCUGAUACAUCGCUAAUGACCAGCGAAGCCCGCAGUAGCUGGGUCUGAGAUGGAGCUCAUGCGGGGUCCUACAAUGCUUCCCCAGCUUGCAGCCCCUUUUCAGGGAUCAGCGGACAGCAGCUGGGACCCAAAAGUAUCAUGUCCUUGCUGACAGCAGCAGGGCAUCAGGCUCCUACCCACUGGCUGUGUAAUCACCUCUGCACCUGCUGUGCCUCUGAGAUCCUGUGACUGGGGUCACCCCGCAGUAGGCAGGGACAUUGAGAACCGCUAAUAAAGUGCCCAUUGGGCUGGUGGUAGGA